AUGGUUGGUCUUUCGAUGAACCGUAGGAGAGGUCCUCCUCCCAACCUUCGGCUCGACAUUCCUCAAGAGCAACACCAAGAACGAGCCGUCAAGUCGCCAGGACCUCUGACGCCCAACAGACCUCUCAUAGGCUCUGACAUACCUAUACUCCCAGCUCCUCAGCAAACCACCUUAAUAACAUCUACUCAUGCUCCUUUGCCAUCCAAUGGUCCUGCGGACACGCUCCCUCAGAUUCCAACGACCACUCAACCUGCUGUAGUACCCUCAUCAAGCGCACCACCAAGGAUAAUUACACCUCCAUCAACACCGAUCUCUAGUGCACCUCCAAAGUCACCGACCCUUCGCCCAAGCGUGUCAGUAUCAAGAACCACAGUGUUCAUCACAACAACGAGACCUCAAUCCUCGGUUCUCCCGAGCCCUACAAAUACAGUUUUCGUCACCGCUGCGCCCCAGACGAUAACAGUAACUGCGCCAUCUAUCCCAAUCCCAUCGAACGACCUCAACGGCGAUAGUGGAAGCAAGCCUCAACCUCAACCCCAGCCAUCAGCCAUUGGGUCUACUCAAGGUGUAUCUUUCACCAGUGGAUCUGGCGUUGCCGUUCUUGGGGUGCUCGGAGGCAUUGCCGCGACAUCCAUCCUGGCAAUGGCCGUAUUGAUAUUCUGGCGCAAAAGGAAGAAUCGCAACAGCAUGGGCUCGGGAGGGUUAUUUACAGGAAAGUCACAAUAG
Messenger RNA from Colletotrichum godetiae, 726 nucleotides. RefSeq lists its product as uncharacterized. NCBI's taxonomy places the organism in Eukaryota, Fungi, Ascomycota, Sordariomycetes, Glomerellales, Glomerellaceae. The transcript has 3 exons. The coding region runs from base 1 to 726 and encodes 241 amino acids. The record is from RefSeq and is a predicted model, not a curated record.